This is a messenger RNA of Eremothecium cymbalariae DBVPG#7215, 1398 nucleotides long. RefSeq names its product iron-sulfur cluster assembly protein NAR1 (gene NAR1). Gene Ontology annotation, biological process: iron-sulfur cluster assembly. Gene Ontology annotation, molecular function: 4 iron, 4 sulfur cluster binding. The transcript has a single exon. The record is from RefSeq and is a predicted model, not a curated record. NCBI's taxonomy places the organism in Eukaryota, Fungi, Ascomycota, Saccharomycetes, Saccharomycetales, Saccharomycetaceae. The coding region runs from base 1 to 1398 and encodes 465 amino acids. Gene Ontology annotation, cellular component: cytosolic [4Fe-4S] assembly targeting complex.
AUGAGUGCGCUGCUUUCAGAGAGUGACCUUAAUGACUUUAUCAGUCCAGGGUUGGCUUGUAUAAAGCCCGCAGAGGCGAGGCAUGGAGAGUCGCAGGAUGAUUAUGGGAAGCUUGAGGUUGGGAAGGAGUCGAGUGAGGUUAGUAAGGUUUCGAUAUCGUUGCAGGACUGUUUAGCAUGUGCAGGAUGUAUUACAUCCAGUGAGGAAAUUUUGUUGGGCCGACAAAGCCAUGGGGUGUUUUUGGAGGAGUGGGGGAAGUUGCCGUCUAGCAGGCCGCUGGUGGUCAGUAUCUCGCCGCAGUGCAGGCUUUCACUUGCAGAUUACUUUCAUAUGGAGCAAGGGGAGUUGGAUCAGUGUCUGAUUGGCAUGUUUCAUUCGUACUUCAAUGCGCGAUAUGUGGUGGGUACGCAGAUGGGGCGGAUGGUCACUAUCCAACAGACAAAUAAAUAUCUAAGCAAGAGAAGGUUACAUGGGAAUGAGGGACCGAUGCUAUGUUCUGUGUGUCCUGGAUUCGUUCUGUAUGCGGAAAAGACUAAGCCUGAUCUUGUUCCCUUUCUUUUAGACGUAAAGUCUCCUCAGCAGAUCACAGGAGCAUUGCUCCUGGAGACAGUGUCGGAUAUGUACCAUCUAGCCAUCAUGCCCUGUUUUGACAAAAAACUGGAGGCUUCGAGAAAGGAUUCGGAACGAGAGGUCGACUGCGUGAUUACUCCUAGAGAGCUUGUGACAAUGCUAACUGAGCUGUCUGUCGACAUUUCCCACUAUAAAAGCCAUGAUUCCUCGUUGAUUCAUAGACUCUCGCCGCCUGGAUGGGACCCUGCGGUACACUGGUCCUCUUCUCGUGGGAGUAGCUCAGGCGGAUACGCAUACCAGUACCUGCUCAGCGUGCAACAAGCCCACCCGGAAUCUAGCAUCGUAACCCUCCACGGCAAGAUUUCAGAUGUAGUAGAACACAGGCUUCUGGACCAAGUAGGUAACAUUAUUGCCUCAUCCACCGAGGUAUAUGGCUUCAGAAACAUCCAGAAUAUGGUCCGCAGACUGUUGGUCAAGUCAUCGAACAGGAAUGUCAACAUAUUACGUAAACGCCACGCUUCAAGACCGAAGACCCCUACUCAAACAAACGCUGCAAAUCACCAGAAUGUAACACAGGAUCCAUACAAAACAGACUUCAUUGAAGUAAUGGCAUGUCCAGGAGGCUGCAUCAAUGGAGGCGGCCUUCUUAAUGGUGAACAGAGUUCGGCCCAACGGAAACAGCUGACCGCACAGCUUAACAAUAACUACCGGCAACUGCCGUUAGUAGACAUUAGCAGCGAAACCAUUCCAACCACCAAAGAGUAUGUCUACGAUCUAAAGCCAGUCAUUAAUUCUACAGACAUUGUAACAGUGAGCAACACGUGGUGA